Papaver somniferum (opium poppy) is the source of this 816-nucleotide messenger RNA. Its product is annotated as cyclin-dependent kinase F-4-like. Lineage: Eukaryota; Viridiplantae; Streptophyta; Magnoliopsida; Ranunculales; Papaveraceae. Bases 1 to 816 code for a protein of 271 amino acids. The transcript is spliced from 2 exons. The record is from RefSeq and is a predicted model, not a curated record. Gene Ontology annotation, molecular function: protein serine/threonine kinase activity; ATP binding. Gene Ontology annotation, biological process: protein phosphorylation; intracellular signal transduction. Gene Ontology annotation, cellular component: nucleus; cytoplasm.
AUGAGAAAUUAUAUUCGUCCUUGGAAGAAUGCCUUGAACUUCCAAGAAGUCAGGGCAUUGGUUAAACUCUAUGGGGAUCCGAAUAUCGUCGGACUCAGAAAACUCAUCUUUGACAAUCAGGUGUUAUAUUUGGUCUUUGAUUACGAAGAAUCUACUCUGUAUCGCCUUAUGCAUGAUAAGAUCAAUCUUUGUACGGAUGCUGAGUUACUAAACGGGUUAUUGGAGAAGGAUAGGCCUUUUUCGGAGUCUCGGAUACGACGCUGGUCUCGUCAAAUCUUGCUAGCUCUUGCACAGAUGCAUCGUCCUGGUGGAUAUAUGCAUCGAGAUCUAAAACCAGAUAACUUGCUGGUCGCUAGAGAUGGAGAUUCAAUAAGAUCGCGGAUUUUGGUCAAGCUAGGGAAAUUGAUUCUAAAUCACCGUGUUCAGAUUAUGUUACUACACGGAUUUGGGGCUAUAAUGGCCGAACUGUAUUCGUUUCGUCCUCUUUUUCCUGGUAAGAAUCGAGCAGAUCAGCUGUAUAAGAUUUGCAGUGUAAUCGGAAGUCCAACUUAUGAGUCGUGGGCAGAAGGAAUACAACUUGCCAAUUGGUGUGGUUACAAGUUUCCUCAAGUACAUCCAUAUGGUAUUUCUACAAUAAUGAUACCAUCUGCUAGUCAUGAGGCUAUAGAUCUGAUUAAAUCCCUUUGUUUUGGGAUCCAAAAAAACAGACCAACAGCUAUGGAGGCUCUGAAGCAUCCUUACUUUGCGCCCGAUAUGCGUGAAUUGCCAGAAGCGACAACAAGUGCAAAUUGGAGCAGAGCAGAGAAUAUAUCCUAA